Molecule: messenger RNA, 1770 nt
Organism: Bactrocera oleae (olive fruit fly)
Lineage: Eukaryota; Metazoa; Arthropoda; Insecta; Diptera; Tephritidae
Source: RefSeq, a predicted model, not a curated record
UCAAUUUCUACGAAUUUUUUUUUGCACGCACACACGUUUCAUAGCUCCGCAAUAUAUUUUUAUGUGUGCGUAAUUUUUUUUGUAGUGAUAUUUUUUUUUUUUUCAAUAAAUAAUACGCGCCACAUUCGGUCUAUUUGUCUGACGAUUGAUUAUGCGAAAAAGGGUUCGGUCCAUUCACGCAAUUUAGGCUUAUAACGAGAUAACGAGUUCCUAGAAUAAUUCCUAAAUUUCUGAUAACAAUCGAACAUGGACGAUUUAGAGAGAGAAGAGGGGCGAAAAAGCAUCGCUCAGUUUCGCAAAAGUAUCUACGGCGGUGAUGAGGUCGAAUUUGCCGAUAUUUUUCAAUUCGAUAUUGAUGAAGAUGAUCAUAAGAAAAUACUACAAGUGAUGAGGGACUCUCUGCAGCGAUUACCAGAUAGCUUUCGUAGCAAUAUUUUGGACAAAUUCAUAGAGGAACAUCCCGAGUUAAACUGGAAGAUAGAGACAUUUGAGGAGAAUGAUGAAGAUCAAGAUAAUAUAGAAGAUAUUUUGAAAACAUUUCGUUUUGAUAGCUUAAUACCAUCGCGUUGGGUGGAAGUUCAUGAGACAUUUGACAGUAAAUUGCGCCCAUUUUCUAGCGCAUUCAUGAUCAGAGAAUCCGAAAAGUUUUGGGCUAUAAUUCAAGCGACUGAAGAAGCACAUUUCGAACCGAUUCGGACGUAUGCGGUUGAAAAAUUAAGCAACGAUAUCAACAAUUCUCUGUAUACGAUCUAUAAAUUAAAUCAAUGCAAAGAUGAGGACUUCAGAUUGGAUGACUACGAGCAUUUUCAUAUUUUCAGUUGGACGCAGGAUCGAUUUCUUGCUAGAAGACAUAUGAAAGGUAUUGCUUGGGUUGGCAUUUUUACGAAAUCUUUAACUGAAGAAUGUUUGGACGCGUUCAAAUUGCGUUAUGAUAUUCUGGAAUUGGUGCGACUGUUGAAACCACCUCUAGCAAGCUUCUAUAGCGCAAAUAAUAUCACUAAUUUCUAUUACUCAUUUACUACUCGCAUUAGAAAUGCACGCCAAUUGCUGAGUUUCAAUGAUAAAAUCAUGAAAGAGCUGGAAGAUAACCUGGCAUUUUACUGUGAAAAUGUCAAUCAGAUCACAAAUAUUUCGCUCCAACGUCGAAGUGCGGGCCGUGAUGUGGUAAAAAACUACUUCGAACUGGAAACAUUGGCUUUUGUUGUUCGCGAUCCCAUCGAGAAACGAUAUCAAAUAAACUAUUAUAAGCAAAAGACGGCUGACUGGCAGUGCUACUUCGACAAGCAGGAGAGUCAAAUUGUGGAAAAAUUACAUAAAGUUCAGAAGAAGCAUAAUGCUGAAGAAUACUGUCAUUCUUCCAUGAUGCAGUGUAUAUACGGAAUAAUAGAGGACUACAAACAUCGCAUUGAAGUACUGUCUGAAGAAUACGAUGGUCGCUUCAAUGAAAUCGACGAAAAGAACAGAAAACUUAAAAUUAAUAUGGAUAAAAUGAAGAUUCAACACGACUUUUUAAUGGCAGAAAAGGAUUACAUGCAAAUGAGAAUUGAGGAAAUACAAAAGGGCAAAGAGGUAAAACUUUCUAAAAGGAAAAAACGCUCCCUAAUGUCGAUGUUAUCAAGUGGCAGCGUAAAAGAGUUGAAGAAGAAACGCUCCAAGAUAAAUAAACUAAAUAUCGGUAUAUAUUAAUGUACUUUUACACAAGUAACGGUAUUGUAUAGAAGAUAAAUUCUAAACGGUUUUCAAGAAAUAUAGAUACUUCUAUUGACAUAA